UGCUCUAUCAGGCUCAGUUGCCUUUCAGCUGCAGUUCACCAAACAAGCAGGAGUCCAGCCAACAAAUUGCUCAGCAUCUAACAAGGAGGACCAUCCAAGAGGACAAAGACAAUUAUACACAAAAGCUGAGUCUUGCUCAUAUUAACACAUGGCCAGCAAGUCCAUGCGGACAUUCCUCCAGACCAUGUGUCUGGUGGCUUCAUUGUCCAUGGCGGUAUCUGACAAUUAUGACGAUGAUAUCGAAGUGGGCUUUGGACACAAUUAUUUUAAUGAAAUACCUGAUGAGGACCAGUUGGAAGACGAGACCCCCACACCGUCCCCUGAACCCUGCAAAAAUACAGCCUUUACCAAAUGGGAUAAGCUCUUCACAAUGCUGGAAAAUUCCCAAAUGAAAGAAAACAUGCUCCUGCAGUACGCCGAUGAUAUCAUCAAGGUGGAGCUGCAGAAUCUGAGAGGAGAGAUGAUACAGUUUGUGGCGCAGUAUGGUGGAUCUUGCGCAUCUGCAGUUGAGAGCUCGGUUCGACGGGCCGGGACUCAAACAGAGUCGCGCCUGCAGAACGCACUGGACCGUGCGCGAGAGGUUUCAGCUGAUCGGUACGAGCAGCAUGAUGCAGUCCUGCAGCAGCUACUGGCAGUCAGCGUAAACCAGGCCGCACAGCUGGAUCGGCUGGAGAAGGGCUGCUUGAAAUCGGGGGCUUUCAAAAACAUCCAAACUCGACAUCUCAUGCAGGAUGUGACAGAGACAGAGAAUGGUGGGAAGUUGGAAAAGAGUCUGGAAACCAUUUCCAGUGAGCUGCAAAGCAUCCGGGAACAGCUGAGCCUUUACACCAGAUCAGCUUUUGCUGAUAAGCUUCCAUCAGGAUGUGACACUGGACUGCUCUUCCCCACACGUUCAUCUAAAGCUCAUGCUGAAGUCUCGCCCCAUGGAUUGCUUAGGACCAAUGCAGUCACCAUCUGCCUUUGGGUGAAACCAACUCAGGUCUUCAACAAGACCCUCCUCUUUUCGUACAGCACAACUGGCAAUGCCUACGAACUCCAGUUGGUGUUGAGUGGACAGAGUGCAUCAUUUACUGUAGAUGGUGAAAGCCAUUUGGUGGAAGCUUCAGGAGCAGUGCAAGAGGGUCAGUGGGGGCACCUUUGUGCGUCCUGGAGCUCACAACAGGGCUUGGCCUCUUUGUGGGUGAACGGUCAACAAGCUGCAAGCUCCCCCGGUGUAGCUGAGGGUCAUGAAUUACGCAGCAAAGGAAGUAUCCUUCUUGGACAAGAGUAUGGACGUCACUAUAAGCAUCUCAGUACACCCGACACAUUUGACGCAGAGUUGGCCUUCACAGGGAAGAUGACCGGAGUAAACAUGUGGGACCGUGUUUUGGAUCCAAAAGAGGUUUCUCAACAGGCCAGGCUGUAUGGGACUGCUUGUGGUAUCCGUGGUAAUGUUGUGGCAUGGGGUGUGUCUGACAUUCAGCCAAAAGAGGGUGUCAAGUUGUUAUACUAAUUUGUGUACUUAACCCACUUCAACACCCUGAGCCCUGCACACCAAUCAGCUGCCAAGCAAGCAUUGUGUUGUGUUUAAAAGAAGUCUAGUAGUCAUCAAAUAGAUGUGGCUAAAACAAGGCUAAAUUUGGGAAAAUCUAAUAGGCGUCCAAAAAUAGACUAGGAACCAAAUAGACAAGAAUGAAUGACUACACAUUUCAAGUGUGUAUAAUCUGACUAUUUGAUGACUAGUUUAUUUUUGGACUAUUGUAAGACGUCUAUUAGAUUUUCACUGACAGCCCAAAUUUUGCCUUGUUUUAACAAAGAUGUCUAUCCAAGCAGGCACAGGACGUCAAGAUUGACGUUGUACCCCAACGUUGUGGGACGUUGCAUUUUCUUUGGGAACGAAAAGCAGCUUGACGAAACACAACGCCAGGCCGAAGUCAAUGUCCACCAUUGGACAGACGUUGCGUUUCAGUUACUUUCCAAUGCAACCUAAAAUAACAAAACAUUAACAUCUAAUGAUGUUACAUCUUGAUGUUAUGUGGAUGUUACCAAUAUGAUGUCUAUCAGAUGGAUUUUGGUUGCCAUAUCUGAUGAAUAAAUGUCAGUAUAUGACAUCAAUAUGACAUUGCUUUAAGAUCUUGGCAAGACUUUGGUCACUUUCCACCACAACCUAAAAUAAACCAAAUUUCAAAGUAAUUUCAAUAAUAAAAUAACAUUUUCCUUAGAUGCUGGUGACCUAAAUCUAACCUAAUAUUAACCUCUUAUGACAUUGUGUGUCUGCUGGGAUGUUUAGACAACUAUUAGAUGUCUUUUAAACACAAAAUUGCUUGGCAGGUGAGCUCCUACAAGCACAUAUUAAGAACAAGCUUUGCUGCACCUGCACACUACCCAUCAUUUUCCUUCUUUUCUUAGAUGUGCAGAAAAUGCUCCCUCAUAGGGAAAAUGUGAUUUAGGUUGAACUGGCUGUUAAAUGAUUUAAACUGCUGCAAAAAGAGGGACGUCAUAUACAACUUUUUUUUUUUAAUUACAAAAUUAUUUGAUGAAUGUUCUCAUCUUUAAAAAGUGUGAAAGGAUUGUUCAAAUAUAUAUAACGUAUCAUUAAACUAUUUAUCUUGAUUGGUAUUGUUUACAUUCAGAUUUUUAAACUAUUUGUAAUAUAAUCAUUCAUCAGUGUUAUUUUAUCUUAUGCAUUUGUUAAACUAUAGAUUAUCUAAUAGGUAUCUUGUGAUGGCCAUUUUUAAAUAUGUUGUUAUACGAGUUCUGCUAAUGCAUAACUUUUUUUUGUCGAAGACGGUUGCUUUGUUGAUGAUGAUGGAACUGUGGAAAAUGUUUACAAAUCUUGACUUUAUUUUUGUUUCCGCUGAUGUGAUUAAAUGUAUUAUAGAAUGUAAAUUGUUUUUGUUAAGAGGAUAAAAUGAAUGUAUAAUGUACAUAGAUCUUUUCCUGAGGACAGGGAGAAGCAAACCAUAAUAAAAAUGUAAACUAAAA
This is a messenger RNA of Danio rerio (zebrafish), 2964 nucleotides long. NCBI's taxonomy places the organism in Eukaryota, Metazoa, Chordata, Actinopteri, Cypriniformes, Danionidae. The record is from RefSeq and is a predicted model, not a curated record.